Molecule: messenger RNA, 1495 nt
Organism: Linum tenue
Lineage: Eukaryota; Viridiplantae; Streptophyta; Magnoliopsida; Malpighiales; Linaceae
Source: the annotation of a GenBank genome assembly
GCCAAGCAUCAGCUAAGAGUAAGAAAAAGUUGCAGAGAGACAGAGUAGGAAAGAAACAGAGAAGAGAGGGAAAAGGAAAGGAAGGAAAGAAGAUGAUUCAAGACGAAACCAGAAAGGGUCCUUGGACAGAACAGGAGGACAUCCUCCUGAUCAACUUUGUGCACUUGUUUGGGGAUCGACGAUGGGAUUUUAUUGCUAAAGUUUCAGGUUUGAAGGUGGCGGGAGACGCGUAAUAGGUUUGAACAGAACAGGAAAGAGUUGCAGGUUGCGAUGGGUUAACUAUCUGCAUCCUGGACUCAAGAGGGGAAAGAUGACCCCUCAAGAAGAAAAACUUGUGGUGGAGCUUCAUGCCAAAUGGGGAAACAGAGAUGGUCAAGAAUUGCUCGCAAAUUACCAGGGCGAACUGAUAACGAGAUCAAGAACUACUGGAGGACUCAUAUGAGGAAGAAGGCUCAGGAGAGGAAAAGGGCUGCUACCAUGUCUUCCCCGUCAUCAUCAUCAUCCAAUCAUUCCUCUUCUUCCCACACUACUACUGUGAACUCGUCACCUUUCCCGGAGGCUGGAGAAGAGCAGCCUAGCUUCUACGACACCGGAGGGAAUCAAGUGGCAGCGGCAGUGGCUACAACUGGCAAAACUAACCAUCUAUUGCAUGUAGGCGACAAAGGAUACUCGAUGGAUGACAUAUGGAAAGACAUAGAGGACACAAUAUUUGAACCAGUAGUUUCUGAAGGCUUAACUGAAGAAGGCUGCAAUUUCUCUGGCCCGCCUCCUAUGGUCUCUCCAAACUGGGACUACUGCACUACUGACACACUCUGGAAGCUGGAUGAUGAAGAGGAGAGUAAAAUGUUUCUUCCCUAUGACUACGGAACUCUGUUUUUAACUGGCUAGUAUAAAGGAAAUUCUUUAUUCAGAUUUUUGUUCAUACUGCUGUGAUGUGUCUGUGAGGAAGCUCUAACCUGUACAGCAUGGGGUUUUCCUCUAUAUGCAUAAAGCUAAGUCCUUGUGUCUUUUUAGUAUUAUGUUCAAUCCUCGGAAGUAGGAAGAGAGAUAGGCAUGCCACAUCUCCCUUGGGGAGAGUGCUUUAUGUUCAAGAAUGUGUAAUAGAAGACUUAUAGUACUAUCAAUAAGUUUCAAUCAACCUAGUUUUUGCAUGAUACUUCUUCGUAUUCAAAGAAUAUAAGUGCACAGUUGUAAGGAACAGAAACACAGUAAGCAGAUAAGCACAAGCACAAUAUGGAUUAACUGAUACUUUGCCCUCUCAAACACAUCAUCCUAAUAGUUCAUGAAUAACUAUGUCAACCAUCUAUAACCUUCGCAUUAAUCUUCCAAACUGUAGUUUCCAGCCUAUAAGACACUAAACAACAUUAUGCUUGUGUGCAGUAAGUGGAGAAGUCUGAUCACAAGAGUUCAUGCAAAGGUUCGUAAGAAGUUAAUUAAGAUUAUUAAGGAAACAAGUCAUGAUGGACUUGAGUAGGCAGUCUGUAAACGUGAGAAA